Beta vulgaris subsp. vulgaris (sugar beet) is the source of this 2630-nucleotide messenger RNA. Its product is annotated as B3 domain-containing protein Os01g0234100. The transcript is spliced from 7 exons. The record is from RefSeq and is a predicted model, not a curated record. Gene Ontology annotation, molecular function: DNA binding. Lineage: Eukaryota; Viridiplantae; Streptophyta; Magnoliopsida; Caryophyllales; Amaranthaceae. The coding region runs from base 212 to 1468 and encodes 418 amino acids.
UGGUGCCCGUGUUGUGAAACUGAGGUUGGUGGUACGACUUACGAGUUAGACGCCAAAUGUCGGACUAGGAAAGCGGGAGAGAUUGCUGAGGCUGACGGAUUGAACUUUAGACACGCUAUUGACAUCAUCUGCUCACUCUACUAAUGUAAAUUAUGCCGCUUUCAUCCUCUAAAUUUUUGUUAAAGGGUGAAUAAUUAUUUUGCAGGGUGAAAUGAAGGAGCUCAAGGCGAAGUUACGCAAGUUCAAGAGGAAUUCCUCAACUUCGUCAUCCAAGGGUUUAUAUUAUCAAAAGCGGGAAGUGAAGAGGCAAAACAUCAAGCCGUCAAUAAUUCGUCAAGCUGAGGAGCUUCGCUCUCGAUUAGAGGCAAAUUAUCCUUGUUUCAUAAAACCUAUGUUGAAGUCCCACGUUGCUAGUUGUUUUUGGAUGGGGCUCCCUGUUCCUUUUUGCAAGAUGUAUUUACCGCAAAAUGACACUUAUUUCAUCUUGGAAAACCAAUAUGGUAAGAAAUACAGGGUAAAAUAUCUUGCAAGAAAGACAGCAUUAAGUGGUGGGUGGAGAGGAUUUUCUAUAGCCGAAGAACUGUCUCAAGGAGAUGUCCUGGUAUUCCAUCUAAUACAGCCUACCAAAUUCAAGGUGUACGUAUUAAGAAGUGAUUUGACAGAGAAUGAUAAACCUCGUGUUAUACAAAACCUCCCAGCUGAAGUAGUACAACGUGGUCUAGAAGUUGGCACCCUUGAGCCCAGUAUUGAGACUCAUCGACCUUCUUCAAUUUCUGAAGAUGAUUCGCUAGCUGAAAUGUCUAAAUCUAAUAGAAAAAAUCCAUCACAAAAAGAUGUAUCUAAAUCUAAUUCAGGAACUCCCAAACACGUUUUAUAUCCUGAUGCUGUAGGUGAUGGUGGUAUUGCAAGCUUUGAUGAGUUCGUCAUUCUUUUAGAAGAUUUGCUAAAGAAAGAAUAUGACCUUCCUCAUAAUCUCAAGCAUAGCUACUACAAACUUUGUUGCAGCCAGAAUGAAUUCCUCCAUAUUCAUCUCCUAGAGGGCAUCAAUCCUUUUCUGAUAGCUGGAAUCAUCAUCGAGACUGUCAAUGUUGCUCUUGCCAUGAAAAGCUGUGAGCUCCAUACUUCUAAAAAUGAAUUUUCUAUAUGGUAUGAAAAACUAAAAUCCCUUAAAAUUCUCGGGAUGGAAGUAGGAUUUUUGGUCAGUCAUUUAGACAAUCUUCAAAGGGUUGCCUAUGACCCUGAGGCUACCAGGAACAGGCAGCAAUAUUUAGAGCUGUGUUCAGAGCAUGCUAUCUCGGAAAGAGAGAUCAAUAAUGUUGAAGCCAAACUUUCUGAGCUGAUUGGGGUUUUUGAUAAGCGUGCUGAUGAAAUUAAGAAGCUGAAAUCAGAGAUCAAGAAUCACAAGUCUAAGUUUCUAGAACAGGCUCCCGCCAACAACUCCUUAGUAAGAAGGGUCUUGAUGGAUUAGCACCUCUCGCUGGUCAACGCUAGAGAGUAGGGGGGCAUAAGAGCAACUCCAAUGGUAAGUUACAAUACCUUGUAGCUUGACUUGUCACAUUAGAUUUUUAAGCAAUAUUGCUUUCUAGCUACAAAGUAUUUCAAUGGUAAGCUACAAUACAUUGUUAAUUGCUUGAAUGGUCUUACGUCUCAAUCAAUAUUUUCAACUUUAAUUUUUUAUUCAAUUAUAAUUAGCCAGGAAACAAAAGAAUUGUUUAUUUGUUGUGAAUGAAGAUGCAAUCACCAAUCAUAUGGAAUGUGAGCAUCACCUUCCCUAUUUUCUAAUUACAAGCCAUAUUGUCUUUUUAAAGUCAAGCAAGUAGCUUGGUGGAGCAGGUGUUGCUCUCAAGCAGGUAUCAAUUAUCUUGCUGUAAUGGUUGAGCAAUUUGCUCACUACUUUCAAAUAUUGCAAGUAGGUCCGAAACAGCCAUUGAUGUUGCUCUAAGGGAGUUCAUACUCCCCUACACUAUUAGGUAGUAGAGUUCAAACUUGUAGCCUCAAAAUCACAAUAUGAGUUUCCCAGCACCUCCACCCACUAAACUUGGUAUUAGGGUUUGAAGAUAGUGUAAAGACAAAACUAUAUAAAUACAAGAAUACCAUAUAAAACUUUUAAUUUUGGAUUUGGAGGUGUUCACGAAUGAUUUAAAAAAUUUUGUGAGAAGAAUUUCUCUGGGUUCACCCAGAGGUCCAUUAUAAGCCAGACAUUCCUCAAUCCCUGUCCCUUUUUAAAUCUCAGGCAACUGCUUGGGGUAGGAAUUAAACCCUAAACCUUGCUAUGGAAGAUGGAAAAGUUCACCACUUGAGCCAACCUCAAUUAUUCGGGGAUGAUUAUGAGCUCCUAGGAGGUUAGAAAAUUACGUGUACAAUCACUUUUUUUACAAACACUAAUUAGGAAUGGGUUGAAGCCUUGGAGACACUAUUUGAUUAUUAGGUGCAUGCCUGACUCUUAAACAAUAAGCUGAACUCCGUAAUAGUCUUUGAGUAAUUAAGUACUAGCCUUUUGUGCACGCAAUGCGUGCGAUGAUAUUUUUAGGCCUAAUACUAAGUAGUAAACAAACUGAAAAUGCAAGUUAGUAUGUAAGUUCACGUCUAUUUUGUGAAUAAGAUUCUUCCAUGUUCUUUUUCUGUUGUCA